AUGAAGGAAAUAAACAGAGGAAUUGCUGACAACGGGGGAUUCGUGAAUCAGGAAGAGAAGAAUUUCACCAUUUUCGAAACCUCGUUGCUCUAUGCCAAUGACGGAUUCACCGUGUACGAUUGCAGCAACGGCGAGUUGGUCUUACGAGUUGACUCGUGCGAGCUCGACGCCCGGGACAGAGACGAGCUCGUCCUCAUGGGUCCCCACGACCGCUGCUUAAUCACUUUCCGAAAGAAGGUGUACGAGAACCCAAGGGAGGAGUAUGAGAUCGAAGGGAGCUGCUGGAGCCGGAGCUGUACGGUGAUCGAUGCGGCGAGGAGAGCGGUGGUGCGGAGAUCCGGCAGAAGGUUGACGCGUCGACGAACAUGGUGCUGGGGAAGGACGUGUUAUCGUUGA
Molecule: messenger RNA, 396 nt
Organism: Linum tenue
Lineage: Eukaryota; Viridiplantae; Streptophyta; Magnoliopsida; Malpighiales; Linaceae
Source: the annotation of a GenBank genome assembly